AUGAAAUCAUCUCGAUCUGGCCAAAAAAAUGUCAUCCCAAUUACUCGAUACACGCCAGCUCGCGUACGUGCAUUAUCAUUGUUCAUGCCCGGAUUCGUGGCCACUAGCGAAUCAUCGCUUUCUAAUGCACCCGCUGCUUUAACUAUGACAUCGACAUCGGCAUCGACAGGGUCACCAUACUAUCUUUCAUGCGGUGUUUGUCGCUGGGAUUCUCAGGAAAUAGGGAUGACCUUUGAAAAGGCAACAGGAUUAGCUUUGCAAUUGCAGAAGACUGAAGAUGAAAGACCAGAUGUAAAAGAGUUUGAUCAUCUUAAGGAGCACUUUGAGAAACAUCUACGCCUUAAUAUCCCUUCUACCACACUUCCUUCUUCGUUAUUAUCCAUACCCGGAAUGAGCAGCUUUAGUAGCCGAUAUGGUGGCUCUGGAAUGGCUCAUGCGCAGCAAAAGUCUGAUGAUGUUGCACCAUAUGAGGCGGUUGGAAAAGUUGAGAGUGAUAACAAAUUAGUUGAUGAUUUGGUUCAAUUGAAAGAUGUCAAUCAAAUUACCACACUGGCACAAAGGAUGAAUCAACACAGCGACCAGCCCUACAAAGUGGAGCUACUUCAACCGCAACGCAUUCACCUUCGUACAAAACGAGUAAAACGUUGCCGUUCAUGUCGUCAUAUUCUCAUUAAACCCGAACAAAAGGCUCAGGCAACCAGAUUUAAGAUCAAACUUGUUGCCUUAAAUAGUAUCCCAAAAAUCUCCAUAGCAAGCUUGCCAAAACUUAUACUCAAUCAACCCACGCAAAUUGUUUUAAAAUUUUCCAAUCCAUUGUACGAAGAAAUAAUGGUGGACCUGAAGCUGAAUGACGAACCUUUGGAGUAUGGGAAGAUCACGAUACCUUCCCCUCAUUUCAACAUAACGCCAUAUAAUGAGGUCUGGGAGUAUGACGAGCCGGAAUUAGUUCCGUCGAGAUCUCGUCCUCAAUCAUCUGCUUCUAUCACGCCAAGAACCGACGUCAUUGGAAUUUACGAAAGACGGGGCAAUUACACCAGUAUCAUUGUUGAAAUUACACCAUUGUCUGAAGUUGAAGAGUUUAAGUCGGAAGAUUCUGAGGAAACGACAGAUAAAACGGCUGCACCUAGCACAAGUUCAAUCAUGAAGAGUUUAUCGUUUUGGACCAUAAUUGGGUUGGGUUCUGUGGUCAAAGCUCCGGUGCCGUCCAGGAGUAAUCAUGGCAAUAGUGGAGUGGUUCGUUCCAAUAGCAAUAGCGGGAAAUCCUGA
Messenger RNA from Acaulospora colombiana, 1266 nucleotides. Lineage: Eukaryota; Fungi; Glomeromycota; Glomeromycetes; Diversisporales; Acaulosporaceae. The record is from the annotation of a GenBank genome assembly.